GGUCCUAACGCAGUAGAUCCAACUCAAUUGCGAUGCCCCACUGUACUGACAAUUUUGUUUGGUACUUAAGCAAGUUUAUCGCUGGCUUUACGGGAAUGCUCUUCUUUUAUGUGGUUUUCCUGAAAGAGAGGUAACUUUCAACUACGAGAGCGAAUCGGAAAAGCAAACACAGUGAACGUAAAAAUACUUGUGUUAUAGGGAACAGGCUUGCCUGUGCAAAGCAAGAAUGAGAGAAUUCUUACGGCGCAGAGGGGAGAAGUGAGUCACGUUGGUCAUACGUGCGAGAUCUUUUCCUAUUGCUCCCUUUGUCAAUGAUACAAAUUUUUUUUACCCUAUUUAAUAUUUAUAAGACUAAUUAUAAUAUUACUUAUAUUAUAAUUAGUCUUAUAUACUAUACUAUAUACUAUAUACUAUAUACUAUAUACUAUAUACUAUAUACUAUAUACUAUAAUAUUACUAUAUUUAUAAGACUAAUUAUAAUAUCUAAAAGAAUAUCACGCAUCGUAUGACCAGCAAUAUCACGUGCAUGGCAUAAUCAUAAGUUCUAAUACUUAGUACUAAUACCUGUCCGUUAGACAACCAGGCAGAUGUGGAUGCAAGAAAGGGUAAGCAUAAAGACUAGCAAUAGCAUUCAUGAAAAAGUUGAAGUAUUUAAAAAUUAAAUAUGAAUUUUUGUUGUUCCUUUAAAUAGAGUUCGGACCAAAGUCUAUGAUUGCGGCUGUAGAGAACGUUUGGACAUGUAAGAACGUUUUUUUUAUUGCAAGAUAUUCGAUUUUCCUUUGUAUAAUACUAAAAGAGAAAAUUACAUUCGGCGUUUAGGGUAUACGAAGAAGAUUCGAGAAUGGUUCCACGAGAACGAUCCAUCGAUCGUGUCGGAGACUGCACUUGCGUUGGGAAGGAGUUUCCCUAAAAAUGACAAUGGUAAUUUCGACUUCCCCAGCAAAUCGCUCUUGCAGAAUCGGCUACCAGCGUACGAAAGAAACGAUUGGGUAGACACUGUCUUUUUCGCCAUUGCAGUGGUCUCGUAUGCCCACGAAAGUUAAUGAAAAGAAGAAGGAACAGGCAACAUUGUCUUCAUCUACGUGUUCCUCAAGAAGCGAUCUCUGAUCAUUGGAAAAUGUGUGAUAAAUCGAUACGUGAUGAAAAUGACAUCGACAAUGUAAAAAUACGCCAAGAAAAUGCAGACACGAAAGAACAGAUUAUAGAAGAGAUGCAUGAACAUAAAGGAGAAAUUUUGAAGAAGAAUGAUAAACAUAUGGCGGAAAAAAUCCCUUUGAAACGAAAUACCAAUGAAGAAUAUGUGAAAUUAGAGUCAGAACAUAAAUCUCCAUGUGUCUGUGCUAAUAAUCCCUGUAAUAAUUACGAUAUCUCUCCAUUGUCUUUACGAAUUGUUGAAACUAAAUAUGAAGAGAAUGAGAAUACUAAAAAGUUCAAUAAUUUCAUAAACAUCUGUGAUACAGACACAAGAAUUUUACCGAAGUAUAUGAACGAAAGUACUUCUAACGCUUUGGAAAAGAAGAAUAGUUUGUGCAAAACUAGUAUAAGCGAUUUUGGUAAAACUAUUAACGCAGGUGACCAUGUGAAUUCAAUUUUUUAUCACGAUAUACGGAAAAAAUAUGCUUCUACUAUUAAAACAAAAUCGUCAAAAGAUUACUUGGAGAUGGAAAAAACUAUUGAAUUAAGUCCUAAAUCAGAAGUGGGGGCUACAGGGAAAAUUAAUUCGUAUCAAGAGUCAAACGUUGAUAGACUCGAGAAUAACUUUCUGGAUAACAUACGAAUGUAUUCUUUGAAACAAAAGCAUAAUUUGAAACAUUCUAUAAAUAAAUCGGCUACAAAAUUACAAAAGAAAUUUCCAUAUCGUAACAUCGAUAACUCAGACAUACACAAAAACAUUUAUCCUGUUUCUUCAUAUAAAAAUACAAUGUAUCAAAGAAAGCUGCCAGAACUCCCUUGUCAGAAUUGCUAUUACGAUACAAAAAGACGUAAUUGUGAUUCCCAAUGGAAGAGCAAUAAAAAACCCUAUCCUUCAACUCAACCACGACAUAAUAUAUCUAGGAAUUUACAGUCACAAAAGAGUAAUUAUCAAUGUGAAUGUUUGAAAGCGAAGAAGAAACUUGAUUCGGUAGUUAAUCGUAAAUUUUUAUUGUCUCGUGACGUCGAGUCGUUGAAAUCCAAGCCAAAAGCCGAGAAACCGACUUUGGACUUCAUCUUCAAAAACAGAAGGUCCAACAGAUCAAGGAAUUCGACGAAUUCGUUAUAUAGUUCAUCAAUUACCUCUACUGCCACAGGUGGAAGACCCAUUCGUGACAAUUUAAAUACGUAUCAACAUUCAACCUAUAAAUCAUCGGGUUAUACGAUGCCUUCAAAUGAUCAAUAUAAAAAUAAUAAGAACAGCACAGAAAUAGAUUCUACUUGUCUAUUGUCUUCGUCAUCGAGUUUAUCAUCGUCCAGACGAUGUCACUCUUGGACGACAUUGCCGCAAAACUUUAUUUAUCGUGAACAACAAGAACCAAUUUCUUCUUCUUCGUGUACAAACAUUCACAGGUGGAAAAGAAGAUAUCCGGCAAAUGAAAAAAGAACGAGCACCUGUCUCUCUUCCACUUCAUGUUCGUUGUCAUCUUUAUCAACAUUCAGAGACUAUUAUUUAGACGAGACGGAGAAAGAAACGAGACAAAUUCAAGAAUCAUGGAGGAAACCAAAAUUUCGCCCACAGAAGAAAAGGAUAAUAUAUACGGACGAACGUCACACGAAACCUUCCUUUACGCUAACGAGAUAUCCACAAUGGUUAACAUUAUGCGUGCAUCAAGCGAUGUCACGUUAUACAUCUUUGCCAAAAAUCUCAAUUGCAAUU
Heterotrigona itama is the source of this 2851-nucleotide messenger RNA. The record is from the annotation of a GenBank genome assembly. Lineage: Eukaryota; Metazoa; Arthropoda; Insecta; Hymenoptera; Apidae.